Molecule: messenger RNA, 1498 nt
Organism: Saccostrea echinata
Lineage: Eukaryota; Metazoa; Mollusca; Bivalvia; Ostreida; Ostreidae
Product: monocarboxylate transporter 12-like
Exons: 5
Coding region: 38-1498 (486 amino acids)
Biological process (GO): transmembrane transport; monocarboxylic acid transport
Molecular function (GO): monocarboxylic acid transmembrane transporter activity
Source: RefSeq, a predicted model, not a curated record
AGAAUAUAUAUCGUGUGGAAUAGAUUAAAGUGAAAAAAUGGAGGAGGAUAAACGAGUUCCGAUAGAUAGAGGCUGGGCAUGGGUGAUUCUUGUCGCAAACUUCAUUGUCGUGUUCCUGGUCAUUGGCUGUACCUCCUCCUUUGGACUUUUCUUUGCUGAGUUUAUGAGUGAAUAUAAGGCGUCCGCCUCUAGCAUCACCGUGGCAUUGUCGGUACAGACUGUCAUAUUCAGUUUCUCUUCUCUCUUUGCCAUGAAUUUUGGGUGUGGUCUGGCAUCUAAUCGGACUUACAUUAUACUUGGAGGUCUCUUUGGUUGCUCGGCAUAUGUCAUUAGUGCCAUAAUAAAGGACAUGUCCUAUCUAAUCCUAUCCCAUGGUCUAAUAUUUGGUAUAUCUUAUGGAUUUUCCUAUGGACCAGCACUGGUAGUUCUAGGCCGAUACUUCAACAAGAAAAGAGGAUUGGCGGCAACGUUAGGAAAUAUGGGAGCCAGCUUUGGAAGUUUGAUAUUCCCACCUGUCAUAAGGAUUCUCCUGGACAACUACGGUCUUAAGGGUGCACUUGUUGUCAUUGGAGGCCUCUUUCUAAAUCUUUGUGUAGCAGGAGCUUUGAUGAGGCCAAUUGCAUUCUAUAAAGAGCGGAUUAAAUGUACUACAGUAAAUUCAAAAGAACUUAUUUUGUCCCAGAACAUUUGGACAACGCACGAUGAAAUUGAAGGUGGUAGAAACCACACACCUAAUGUUGGAAAUCAUACGACAAUAGACAAUUGUUCGCAUUUCAAACUGACCCAAGAAAAUUGCUACAAAGGAAGGAUGUCAACUGUAAAAAAAGUUCUUCUUGAUAAAACAAAAACUAUAUGCAACGCAUCGAUAAAAUUUCAAGUUUUGCAAAAUUUGCUAUUCAGGAUGUGGAUUCCCGUAUGUUUUCUAGCAAUAAUCGGAUGUGUUCAGAUAGUGAUUUUUAUACCUCCACACGCUAAAGAUCUUCAAAUAGCAGAUAGUAAGAUUACUCUCCUGGUGAUCAUGAUAGGAGCUUCAAACUUGUUUUCUAAGAUUUUUGUAGCUUUUCUUAUCCAUCGUAGUUGCAUGACAAAAACUCACAUGAUGGCUGUUUCUUUGAUAAUAACCGGGGCAUCUUGUAUGUUCAUUUCAUUGUAUACAGACUUCUUGACAAUAUCAAUCCUAUCCGUAAUAUUUGGAUUUUUUGGAACUGUUUAUUUUGGUUUAUUUCCUGCUGUAAUUGCUGAAUUUGUAGGAGUAGAAAAUCUUUCCAGUGCAAUGGCGAUAAAUAUGUUAAUGCAGGGACUAGGACUGUCUAUUUCCAACCCAAUACUAGGAUAUCUAAGAGACACAUCGGGAUCUUUCUAUGCUUCCUUCUAUGUCAUGGGAUCAACUCUUAUUAUCAGUGGAGUAAUACUGUUCUUGGAACCUCUGUGUAGAAAGUUAGAAAGAAGAAGAGCUGAUUCUAAAAACAUAGAACAAGAAGUUGUUGUUACACCAUAA